GGUGGGUUGCAGGAGGGCGAGAACUCGAGAAUGGUAGCAGCGGUGCUAGCAAAUACCUCGUCAAUUCCGUGACUAGCUGGAGACACACACAAAAAAAACACCGUACUUUUCAUUGUUUUGAUACUUAAGUUGUUCCAGAAAACAAAACACAAAGGCGGUUUUAGUUUAGGUGAGAUUUUCCGCAUCCCGUUGUAAGGUGUAAUUUGGGAAUUACGCGACCACGGAACCCAAAGUGUAUAUGUUCAUAUCUAACGGUUAGCUGACAGGCUACCUUGCUAGCGCAGCCAUUGGGGCAAUGGCGUUGAAAAGAAUUCAGAAGGAGCUGUCAGACCUGCAGAGGGACCCUCCUGCUCAGUGCUCUGCUGGACCAGUUGGAGAUGAUUUGUUUCAUUGGCAGGCGACAAUAAUGGGUCCAAGUGACAGCCCAUAUCAGAAUGGAGUGUUUUUCCUCACCAUCCACUUCCCCACAGAUUAUCCCUUCAAACCACCAAAAGUUGCAUUUACGACAAAAAUCUAUCACCCUAAUAUUAACAGCAAUGGCAGUAUUUGUCUGGAUAUACUGAGAUCACAGUGGUCACCUGCACUAACGGUAUCAAAAGUAUUGUUGUCGAUCUGCUCCCUUCUUUGUGACCCAAAUCCUGACGACCCUUUGGUACCAGAGAUAGCUCAUACAUACAAGGCCGACAGGGAAAAAUACAACAAAUUAGCAAGAGAAUGGACACAGAAGUAUGCAAUGUGAGGUUGCCUGUGGAAUGGAAAUACAAAACGAGAACAAGAAAAACAUGUUUAUUUUGAAACCGGAGACAAAUGAACAGCGAAGGAGUACAAAACAAGCUAGACAACAGCCAACCUUGUGGAUAAGUUAUGCGUGUAUGGAUGCCAUCAGGACUUGAAGGGGCUCCUGGAAGCACUCCCUUACAGAAUAGCGGACACUUAACUCACAGCCUGGACUUUUAAACUGUUACUCCUGCAAUUAUUAUUGCCGCCAUCACACACAUCACUCACUCCUUGUCAUUUUGUUUUACUGCUCGGUGAGCAAAACGCCGGAUGGAUUUUCGCAAAGUUUUACCGCCUUGAUUUUUGGGGUACAGCCUGUGUUCCACUGUAUGUCUUCUAUUACUGUAUCUCCAUGUAUUUAGUGGCCUUUCUGUGUUCUAACGUUUCGGUCUACGUGCAAUUGAGACAGAAUGUUCCCAGUUCAACACAUUAAUGGUGCCGUGCCAUUACCAGCAGCUGAUCACAUGGCACCUACUGACUCUUAUCUAGCCCAAAACAAUGUGAAAAUGCAACAACAAAGGACUGAUCUAAUAUCACCCUUUUGUGUUUGGAAUUACGACCUGUGUAAUUGCAGGGACUGCAACGCUCCGAUUACAAUUAGGAUUUUCUCACACUGUCAUUGCUCAUAUACCCUAACAUAUUUCAUAUUGCUGGAUCCUCCUGCACAUGGCCAAGCUAUGUGUUUCCUCCUCAGUACAGUUACUCAGGUAGCCAAACUCAAUCAUCAGCCUUUCAUAAGCAGUGACCUGUGUUGAGAGAAAAUACUUUUACUACAGUUUCACUGCAACGUUCAUGAAUCAAGAUAAUGUACUGAUCAGUCCUGAUAUUUGUUGUUUUACGAAAGUAUUCAUCUUGUUGUCAGGGGGCCCACCACUGGCUCCUUGCACCCUUUACAUUUAUUUUAUGAACAAAACUUUACAACGUACAUGCUACUGAUGCUUUUGUGUUGUUGAUGCUCUAAAGUGGAACUGAAGUAAUGCUUUUUCAGGGUAAGUUAAUUUUAGUUUGACUUUUUUUUUUACAUUUCAGGUGAUGUAAAGCUCAUAAUCAUAACUACUCAUCUGCACAAGUAUAUGUUUUUGUGGUAAACCUCAGCAGUUUGUCUGGUUGCAACAUUUGUGUUGUCUUUUUUAAAAUAUUUAGUUUUAGCCUUUUCAUGUUCGUAUCAUCUGAUCAUGAUUGGAAUGUGUCAAAAAAAAUAAUGUUAGUUUGAAUAUAAUACCAAUGUUACUGUUGGAUAAACUAGUUAGGAUGUGCUAUUUUUUGUUUUUGUCAAUGUGCUGAUGCUGCCAAUAUAAAGGGAAUUAAUUAAUAGCAUAAAGGGGGAAAUGCAUCAUUGAACCCAUCCAAAAUGGUCCAUAGCAAAGCAUGAAACUAUAGUAGCUUUAUUAGAUUUUAGAUUGCAAAUAUAGUUUCUCAUUGGUAGUGGAAUGAAAAUGUUUCCAAAUGGCAGUAUAACGGUUUGAAAAGCUACACUGAAGUAAAGGUCAUUCUUUUGGUCCCGA
Messenger RNA from Nerophis lumbriciformis (worm pipefish), 2282 nucleotides. RefSeq names its product ubiquitin conjugating enzyme E2 D4 (gene ube2d4). Lineage: Eukaryota; Metazoa; Chordata; Actinopteri; Syngnathiformes; Syngnathidae. The record is from RefSeq and is a predicted model, not a curated record.